AUGGAUUGGUACGACAGUGCGUUGUUUGGUGUCGACUGGAUAGAAUACGAAGCUAUGUAUCCCCCAGCGAUGAAAAGCAAAUGCAUAAACAGAACUCUGGAGAUCAACAUGAUACAAUCACUACUGAAACAUGGAUUUGCCAACGAAGAUCCCGUUGUUCUCAGCGAGUUCUGGAGAUGUUUCGCGGAAGAAGCGAACUUGAACGGAAGUUGGACGCUAUACAAGAAUCAGUACCUUCAACAAGACAAUAACUGCAUAUGUCACUUUGACGGAAACUCGCGGAUCAUCUCCAUACACUCAGAUGAUAAUGAAAUUGUGAAGAGCGGCACGCACAGAAAGGUUGCUAAAAAAGACGCACCGAAAUGUGAUAAGGUUCUUGAUGUGAAAGAUACGAAGGAUAAUGUCAAGACAAUUGAAAUGUUUUACGACAAGGUUAGACAUCUUCUCGAUUCUCAUUUCAAGCGCAAACGCUUGGACUAUCAAUUGUAUAUUGGAUUGAAGGAAGACACAAAACAGAAGGAAGUCUCAAAUCACGGAUUGCUUGUCAUAAUCAAAAAGUUAGCCCAAAAUGUUGUGGAAUCAGAAGAAGAAGAAGGAAAUGGUCCCAAAAUGGAGAAGUAUGAGUUCUUGUUGAUCCUCAAUACAAUGGCAAUUGUUAUCCCUGGUGACAAAUACACAAAGAACCGUAUUGAUAGGAUGUUCAACUUGGAAGCAGAGAGAAAUGAGUGUAUCUCGUUGGCUAUGCUGGGACAAUUGAAUGUAAAGGUUAUGGGAGAAUGA
This is a messenger RNA of Caenorhabditis remanei, 780 nucleotides long. RefSeq lists its product as uncharacterized. Bases 1 to 780 code for a protein of 259 amino acids. The record is from RefSeq and is a predicted model, not a curated record. Lineage: Eukaryota; Metazoa; Nematoda; Chromadorea; Rhabditida; Rhabditidae. The transcript has 6 exons.